AUGAGUCUAAUUUUAAAGAAUAGUGUGGUCUUUCCUAUCUUUAAACAUCAAGAGACCCUGACCUUCCAUCGAAGAGAGUAACCAACCAGAACAACCAAGCGAUUCCACACUGUCGCCCCAAUAAGACGCUUGGUUUCCUAAUCGUCCAGACCCAUAAAUAUGACUCAUCAAGGAGAAUCAAUUUUUGAGAGGAGUCCCAAGGAAAAACAAAAAACCUCCACUACUCCAAGACCAAUGCUUUAAAAAGAUCAUAGUUUAUAAGGCUACUUAGAUCAUUUGAAUUCUGUGAGAUCAUUUAGGUCUCCAUUGGUCGGUGAUGCAACAAUCAAAAAAAUAAAAGAGGAAGUCGAGCUCUUCUAAACUGAAAGUCAGACUACCGUACAAAGAUUCAAAACUUUAAAAGAACAAGGAGACAAACGUAAGAAGAUAAGUUUGUUGGAAACAGUUCGUAAUCCCUUGGCCUAAUAAUAUAAAAAGUUCACAGAAUAACUGUAUAAUUUAAUUCAUAAUCUCCAUUUAUUGAAAGUAUGAGUUCACUCUAAAAAUAGGAUUAUUUGAACAAUUCAAGAAAACUGUUUCAGGUAGUCAAAAAUUAGAUCGGAAUAAGAAAAAAUCUUUACAGAAUCCUAAUAAAUCCUCAGACAGAGGAAUUGUAUGAAUUCUCAGAGAUUUCUCGUCUUUGUUGUAUUAGAGAUGUUUAAUUUAUUAAUGGGGAAUAGCGAGUAAUUGAGAAAUUCGAUUUAACCUUAAUGGACGAUUUAAUUUAUAUGACUGAUUCCAUAAAACAAUUGCUACAGCAAAACUAGUUAAAGGCCAUAGAAAGAAUGCGUGAUAAUGUACUCCAAUUGAUUUUUACAAUAGAUUAAAGUAGAGAAGAGUGAGAUCAACAAACUCAGGGGUUAACUAGGAAUGAGGGAGGAAAAUCAUCAAUUGUCCAUUGGAUCUGCAGCCAUGUAGAGAUUCAAACCUCAUUUAGAAUUGGAGAACAUUGAAGCUAGAUUAGGGUUGUUAAAUUAGAUUCCCAAAUAGGCUAGAUGGACAUCCUAAUUGCUUUGUGAUAUUGUAGAUAGGUUAAAUGAAUGA
This is a messenger RNA of Paramecium octaurelia, 1083 nucleotides long. The record is from the annotation of a GenBank genome assembly. NCBI's taxonomy places the organism in Eukaryota, Ciliophora, Oligohymenophorea, Peniculida, Parameciidae.